This is a messenger RNA of Ipomoea triloba (trilobed morning glory), 1276 nucleotides long. Its product is annotated as BTB/POZ domain-containing protein At4g08455. Bases 107 to 979 code for a protein of 290 amino acids. The transcript has 2 exons. Gene Ontology annotation, cellular component: cytoplasm. The record is from RefSeq and is a predicted model, not a curated record. Gene Ontology annotation, molecular function: ubiquitin protein ligase binding. Gene Ontology annotation, biological process: proteasome-mediated ubiquitin-dependent protein catabolic process; regulation of proteolysis. NCBI's taxonomy places the organism in Eukaryota, Viridiplantae, Streptophyta, Magnoliopsida, Solanales, Convolvulaceae.
GCAGCAAGGCAAUUGGAAAGGGCGCGGCAGGGCAGGAGAUUGUGAUGAAAGUCAUGAAACAUGGUAAAAGGGAGCGGAUAAAAAGGGGAGAGAAAGAGAAUUGAAAAUGAGAAGGCACCACAGGCGGCGAUCAUCGACGCCCUCAAUGGAAUUCGGCGACGUAGACGAGGACGAAGAGGAGGAGGAAGAAGAAGAAUCUCCGGAGUCGACGAGGAUGAAGUGCGUGUCGUGCAAAGAGGAGUACUGCUCUCGCGACGCUGGAACGUGCCGUGAGUGCUACGAGGAGGCCAGCGAGACGGAGGAGGAGCUCAAGAGGGAGAUCGAAGACCUAAAGGCCAAAGUCAACUUUCUUCGAUUCUGGGCCCUGCCUGAUCCCCUUCACCUCUCCUUUCCCCACCGCCCUCAAUCUUCUACUCCUUGCUUCUCCGACGUCGUUUUGGUCGCCUCUAACGACCAAUCCGCCAAGAAUGCUCCACACUCCGUUCCCGUCCCGGCACAUCGCGCUGUUCUGGCGAGUCGGUCCCCAGUGUUCAGAGCAAUGCUUGAAAAUGAGAUGGAAGAAAGCCUGAGCGGCACGAUUAAAAUUAGUGAUGUAUCAUAUGAUGCUCUUCGAGCCUUUGUGAAUUAUUUGUACACUGCGGAAGCAUGCCUAGAUGAGAACAUGGCUUGUGACCUUCUAGUUUUGGCUGAAAAGUACCAAGUCAAACAUCUCAAGACCUACUGCGAAAAGUUUCUAAUAUCGAAGCUGAACUGGGAGAACUCACUUGUAAACUUUGCUUUUGCUCACCAGCACAAUGCAAAGAACUUGCUCGAUGCAGCCUUGGCAUUGAUCAUGGACAACAUGGACAAGCUGAGCAAGCGAGAAGAAUACAAAGAACUGGUGGAGAAGGAUCCCAGGCUUGUUGUAGAACUCUAUGAAGCUUAUCUCUCCAAACAGGUCAAUACUGCAGUUCGUAAAGAUCCCACCACAAAGGCAUGAACAAUAGCCAACUCCGAUCUAUUUGUUCAUACAUUCAUUCAAUGAUGAAAGUCUCAAGGAACCAGUUGAUGCAAAUGGCCUGUCAUGUGCAAUUAAUGCAGCUUCUUCAUGUUUACUCCAAAGAUAACAACUCCACUGUUUGUUAUUAUAUUUCUAUCAUUUUUUUUUCUUUUUAAUUAGAUAAUUGAAAACAGCAAAACUUGGAUUGGAUCAUUUUGAACUUGGGAACCAAAACUGAAAAAACACCAAUGUACUGUUGAGUGAUUUGGAAUGAACCCUUAGCUUAUUACAUAAUCA